CCCCUCGGUCUUGUGAUAUGUAUCCCGUCAUGCUCUAAUCAAAGAUGGCGGGAUUUGUUGUGGGAGGGAAGUGUCGUUCAUUCAUCUGAAUUUUUAAUCUCUUCCUUCUGACUCCCUCAAGUCGUUAGGUUGAUGUUUCUGGAAGAAAACUGUGGUACUGAAGACACUGUAGACACCCGGAAGACAUGGAGUUGAGACCCGUCUUAUACGUGAAGAAAUCCCGGAAGUAAAGUCGAACCCAGUGACAUCGCGAUGGCUUCGGGAGCAAAAUUCAUCCGCCUUGGAUUUUACGGAACCUGCGUCCUCUUCUCUUCCCUGUCUGGACUGUCUGAGGCCUCCGCUCUACCUCACCAGAAAGAUGUAGACCCAGCUGCAGACAGUGGAAGCCUGUUGGACAGUGAGGGCAGCGUGUUAGCAGCCUGGGUGUCAGGAGCAGUCUUACUGUCACUGGUGAUCCUCACUGCUGUCUGUCUCUGCUGCAAGGAUCGCAGGUUCAAGGACCUUAAUGAGGAUGUGGCAGAGGUUUCUGGGAGUUCAAUGUCUCCAAUGUCGGACAUGUUUGCCCCCAUGUCAUCCUUCACCAACAGUCCUGUGGAGAUAGAACCUCUCCCUGAUAUAACUGUACUCUCACACAGUGGUCCCCAGUCUCCCAACCCCCCAGGCUCUGUACUGGCUCCUUUUGGAUCUCACCCAGUCGCUACCAGAGGUGUGAGAAGGACCAACUUUCCACGCUCACAGCUCAACUAUGUGGCUGAGAUUGGAAACGGCUGGUUUGGCAAGGUGUUGGCAGCCGAGGCCAGCGGACUGAUGCCAGGGGAACAGAAGUCCCACGUGAUAGUCCGGCAGCUCAAGACAUCUGCAGGCCCCGAGGAACAGGCUGUCUUCCUACAGGAGCUGCAGCCUAACAGAGAGCUGCAGCAUCCCAACCUGCUGGUGGUUCUGGCCCAGUGUCUGGAGACCAUGCCGUUUCUACUCAUCAUGGAGUACUGCGCCAUGGGUGAUUUGAAGGGUUACCUGGUCCGGCAGCGUAGAGAAGCCCAGACCCUGGCCCAGAAGGGAACCCUGCUGAGGAUGGCCUGUGACAUGUCAGCUGGGCUGCACUUCAUGCACCAGAAUGGAUUCACUCAUGGUGACCUGGCCCUGCGGAACUGUAUGGUCGGCAGUGACCUGACUGUGAAGAUAGGAGACUACGGCUUGUCUCACGAGCGGUAUAAGGUGGACUAUGCUCUGGUGAACCAGACUGAACUGGUUCCGGUGCGGUGGAUGGCGCCGGAAACCGCACGGCUGUCCGGCAGUCAGGUCCGACUGCUGGACACCACCACUCAGGCCAACGUCUGGUCAUUUGGAGUGUGUCUGUGGGAGUUGUUAGAGCUGGGCAGACAGCCGUACUCCGGCCUGAGUGACCAGGACGUGCUGGUAGAGGUCAUCACUGAACAGACUGUCCGCCUGCCCCAGCCUGUACUAGACAUCCUACAUGCAGACAGAUGGUAUGAGUUGAUGCAGUUCUGCUGGCUGAGUGCGGAGGAGAGGCCGUCCAUGGGGGAGCUCUACUCCCUCCUGUCUUACCUCCGCCACCAGAAGGAGGAGCUGGACGCUGCAGAGUUUGAGCGUAAGUGGACGACCAUGAAGCCGCGGGACACGGUCGCGUCGCUCAACGACUCCAAACUGGCGCUGAACGGGUCGGCGGUGUCAAGCUCGCCUGACCUGGUGAUGUCACACCUGCGCGGCAGCAGCCACAGUCUCAACGUGUCGGUAACCUCACAGGACAGCCGGCUGUCGGGUAGUGUAGCAUCUGGAGUUGUGCCUGUUGACGUGAUUGUCCACUGGCCGCGCCGCUCCAGUGCCUCCAGCAGUAUUGUCAGUACUGGAACUCUCACGGGCAGCGACACCGAGCGCACGGGCGGCCCGGACAGCAACAAGGGCAGCAGAGCGGAAUCCGCCAGCAGCGACAACGUUUUUCCAUCCGUCCAAGGAACAGAAUCAGAGACCUCCGCAGAGACAAGUGUAAAACCUGAUGUAACAGAUACAGGCACUUCAGAGGUUACCAACAGUAACGUGUCAGCAAAUAACUCCAACUCUGCAGGGCCAACACUGCUGCUGCCAGCCCUACUCCGUCCUCAACUACAGGAGCAGCACAGAACUCCUCAACAACAACAAGUACAGCAACCACAUGUACAACAACCACAGGCACAACAACCACAGGUACAACCACAAGUACAACAACAAGUACAACCACAGGUACAACAAUCACAAGUACAGCAACCACAAGUACAGCAACCACAAGUACAACAACCACAUGUACAACAAGCCCAACACCAAGUACAACAACAUAAACAACAACAGGUACAUCAACAAGUACAACACCAAAUACAACAACAGUAUCAACAACAAGUACAGCAUGAAGUUAGACAAGGACAGCAGCAGCUGUCACAGGAACAGCACGAGGUCACCGUCUCAAAGGGACAACAACUUGUGACUCAUGAAAAACGGGUGUCUGAGUUACAGAAACUUCAGUCUGCAAGUUCUACCAUGGUCAGCACUGUUGUGCAGGAAAGCUUUGCUACAUCAACUAGUAGUAGUAGUAGUACCUUCUCGUUUAGAAGUGAAGUACACAAGUCUGAAACGUCAAGAGAAGUGAAAGUCGAUAAGGAAAAGCAACAGAUGUUUUUGAUACGUUGCUAGUGAGCCCAGGUAGUG
Branchiostoma belcheri (Belcher's lancelet) is the source of this 2697-nucleotide messenger RNA. RefSeq names its product serine/threonine-protein kinase LMTK3-like. The transcript has 13 exons. Bases 253 to 2682 code for a protein of 809 amino acids. NCBI's taxonomy places the organism in Eukaryota, Metazoa, Chordata, Leptocardii, Amphioxiformes, Branchiostomatidae. Gene Ontology annotation, molecular function: ATP binding; protein kinase activity. The record is from RefSeq and is a predicted model, not a curated record. Gene Ontology annotation, biological process: protein phosphorylation.